Molecule: messenger RNA, 2540 nt
Organism: Pleuronectes platessa (European plaice)
Lineage: Eukaryota; Metazoa; Chordata; Actinopteri; Pleuronectiformes; Pleuronectidae
Gene: usp14
Product: ubiquitin specific peptidase 14 (tRNA-guanine transglycosylase)
Exons: 16
Coding region: 230-1702 (490 amino acids)
Biological process (GO): regulation of proteasomal protein catabolic process; protein deubiquitination; proteasome-mediated ubiquitin-dependent protein catabolic process
Molecular function (GO): protein binding; cysteine-type deubiquitinase activity; proteasome binding
Source: RefSeq, a predicted model, not a curated record
CCAUCGUCACCACAUACGUCAUCAAGACAGGCCUCGAUACGCGCUUCACAAAAAAUCUUCCUGGGUCACUCCACACACGCUUCAAAACCUCGACACAACACUAGUUGCAGCGUCAUUGGGUUUGAAUGAAGCUCAGACCGAGAAUUAGCCAAACACUCCAUUCGCGCCCCGGUGGAUCGAAACAGGGACAAACCAAACAAGGAGCCGAGGAAGUAAAACGUUGCCAAACAUGCCGGUGUUUACAGUCAAUGUGAAAUGGGGCAAAGAGAAGUUUGACGCAGUCGAGCUGAACACCGAGGAGCCUCCCAUGGUGUUCAAGGCGCAGCUCUUCGCCCUGACAGGAGUCCAGCCAGACAGACAGAAGGUCAUGGUGAAGGGAGGCACCCUGAAGGAUGACGAGUGGGGAAACAUCAAACUUAAAAGUGGAAUGACUCUGCUGAUGAUGGGCUCAGCAGAGGCUCUGCCUGAGGAGCCUGCUGUCAGGCCCAUGUUUGUGGAGGACAUGACUGAGGAGCAGCUGGCCUCCGCGAUGGAGCUGCCUUGUGGGCUGACGAACUUGGGCAACACCUGUUACAUGAACGCCACCGUGCAGUGUUUGCGUUCUGUGCCGGAGCUGAAAACCGCCCUCAGAAGGUACUCAGGUGCUCUGCGAUCCUCAGGGGCAAAUGCACCAUCACAGUAUAUCACAGCAGCCCUUCGUGACUUGUAUGAGACCAUGGAGAAGACCUCCUCCAGCCUCCCGCCUAUAAUUUUGCUGCAGUUCCUUCAUAUGGCCUUUCCACAGUUUGCUGAGAAGGGGGACCAGGGACAGUACCUCCAGCAGGAUGCAAACGAGUGCUGGCUGCAGAUGAUGAGAGUGCUUCAGCAGAAGUUGGAGCCACUAGAGCCCGAGACUUCCAUGGAGACUGACACGGAGAGCGGAGCCGUUUCCGCCACUACGAAGAAGAACUUCAUCGACCAGUAUUUUGGCGUAGAAUUUGAGACUUCCAUGAAAUGUACAGAGGCUGAGGAGGAGGAGCCGAUUAAGGGCAAAGAAAAUCAGCUCCAGCUCAGUUGCUUCAUCAAUCAGGAGGUUAAAUACCUGGCAACCGGACUCAGGCUGAGACUGCAGGAAGAAAUCACAAAAAUGUCUCCAUCCUUGGGAAGAAAUGCCCUGUAUAUAAAAUCUUCAAAACUCAGCCGCCUCCCUGCCUACUUGACUGUUCAGAUGGUCCGAUUUUACUACAAAGAGAAAGAGUCUGUCAACGCAAAAGUCCUCAAGGACGUCAAGUUCCCACUGAUGCUGGAUGUGUAUGAGCUGUGCACUGCGGAGGUCCAGGAGAAGAUGCUGCCAAUCAGGUCAAAGUUCAAGGAAGUUGAGGACAAGAAGUUAGAGCAACAGCAAAAGGUGGUGAAGAAGGUGGAUAAAGUAAAGGAAGUGAAGUACGACCCCUUCUCGUUCACUGACGACCUUGGGUCCAACAACAGCGGCUACUACGACCUGCAGGGUGUGCUCACACACCAAGGCCGCUCCAGCUCAUCAGGUCACUACUUGGGAUGGGUCAAAAGGAAAGAAGAUGAGUGGGUGAAGUUCGAUGACGACAAGGUGAGCGUGGUGUCUCCGGAUGACAUCCUGCGACUGUCUGGAGGCGGGGACUGGCAUAUAGCAUAUGUUCUACUGUACGGGCCCCGGCGGCUGGAAAUACUUGAAGAGGAUCAGUAGCUGUGGAAGAUUUUUCCUAGAAGACAAAGACGACAUCCAACAAACACACACACACACACAAAUUGCCAUUUUCACGCACUGUCUGCAUAGAUGUGCAAUAAAACUGGUGUCUUUAAAGAUAUGUUAAUUUUUUCUUUCUCUUUUUUGUAACCAACACAGAUGCUUGUAAAACAAAUUCUGUUAACUGGUGUUAAAUAUUCAACCAUGGCGAGCUAUGACAGUGGAUUGACGAGAGCCAAUCCCUGGCCUGGAUCCUUGAAAGAGGUUUUGAAGUCGAGCUCUGCAGUUUCAUUAAAUGUUUUAUACACAUUGUAUAUUUUUUAAAGCCUUUGAUGAGGUGCUCAUGUCAUAAUGCAAAAAUAUUGUCUUUAGUCAUUUAAUCAACGUGUACAAAAAAAAGGAAAUGCCUCGGCGAGCUGUACUUGACAUUCUGGCUCCUCUCCUCUUCUCAGAUGUACUCGGCCCUUAUCAAAUAUUCGGUCUAACAUCUUUUCUCAAGUGCUUCGCUCGUAUCAUCUGCCGGAGUCGAUCGCAAAUGUUUCAACAAAUUAGAUUAUUUCUGUCAAGAGUGUGUGUUUUGGGGGGGGCGGGGAAAGGUCGCCCUAGUGGAGAACUGUGUGCAUUUAAAGAUUUGAGAUUUAACCGUGAUGGUUUCACUCAACAAGCCUUGAACAUUGUUCUCGCUGACACUGAUUAGACUUUGACACUCGUAAAACGCUGUGCUUCACUUUGUUUCUCCGCAUCCCGCCAGUGUGUAAGCCCCAACCAUCAGCACUCUGUAAUAAGUUAUUGACUGACUGCUUUCCAGAGGUGAUGAAAAUAAACUGUUAUACCAAAA